This is a messenger RNA of Cryptomeria japonica (Japanese cedar), 2014 nucleotides long. RefSeq names its product BTB/POZ domain-containing protein FBL11. NCBI's taxonomy places the organism in Eukaryota, Viridiplantae, Streptophyta, Pinopsida, Cupressales, Cupressaceae. The record is from RefSeq and is a predicted model, not a curated record. Gene Ontology annotation, molecular function: protein binding. Bases 53 to 2014 code for a protein of 653 amino acids. The transcript is spliced from 12 exons.
GAAUGUGCAUUUCAUUGCUCUGCAGUCUAAAUUACAUCGUGUUCUCUAUCCAAUGGCCUCUUCAUUAAAAAAUCUGGUCACAGAAAACGCAGAAAAAUCCUUCAACACGGACGAUGACAUUGUGAUUUUGGAGGUUCGAUCACCUGAUGUGGAUUUGCAAGUGAAUAACACAGACUUGCAAGUUCCAGAAAUCUAUGCGUGGAAGUUGCAGGCUUCUGACAUGCCCCUCUCACAGACACCUGAAAUAAUAAAGAUCCAUGUACAUCGACAUAGGCUAAUGGAGCACUCUACAUACUUCCAAUCUUUGUUCGGCGGAAGUUUCAAAGAAUCCUCAUCAGAUUAUAUUGUAAUUCAGUGGGACUUGCCAACCUUUGUUGCGCUUCUACAGUUUAUUUAUGGUGUUGCGUUGAAUCUGUCAUUCACUAAUUUUGUGCCACUCUUGGAGGGAGCACUCUUCUUUGGAGUGAAUAAUGUUAUCAUGGAAUGCAAAAACUGGUCCAUUCAAAAUUUAAGUUCUAAGAAAACUAAGUUUUCUGAAGUGUUUUUGAGGCAACUAAUUGAUGUUUGGAAUUUUGGAGCUGACAAUGGUAUUCAUUUCAUUUUGGAGCUCUACACAGAUUUCUUUGCAAUGAAUUUUGCUGCAGUUCUACAGUACAAUUCUUUUGUAGCUCUUCCUUAUGCAUUGUUGAAUGCAUGCAUCAGUCAUCCUUUAUUGACGGUUGACAGUGAAAGACAGCUAUGUGAAGCUAUUCUUAAUUGGUUGGCAAGCAACAAACAAUGCUCAGAAUUCAACUCCCAUGAAACAUUAGAUAAUUGUUUUCAAAUCCUUGAAAAGGUUCGAGUUGGUCUUCUCCCCUUGGAGUUUAUUCUAGGUCGGUUAUGGAGAGAUUAUCCUUCUAUGGUGACAGCUCUUCAAGCAUCUGUUAUGUUUGAUCAAAUAUCACAUAACUAUUCUGACAUCCAAUUUGAGGAUCUUGAGCUAUUCAGACUUCGACUGACUCAAUACUCUGAGAAACUAGACCUUGCAGGAUGUCAGCAAGUUACUGGGAAAAUAUUAUUUUUCUCUUCACUGCGUACGGGAAUGGUGGAUACAAGGUCAUCUUCUUUGGUUUCCUCGGAGGCACUCAAGAGGCUUGUGGGUACGAGACAAACUUUUGAAGGAGUACGAUGGCCAGUUCUACAGCAGUCACAUUUGGUAACAUCAUUAAGUAACUUGCAAGAAGUGAAUAUUUCACACUGUUGGAGAUUUCAGGAGGAUGACAUCAUUGAUUGGUUACAGCUAUUGUCACCAUCUGUAAGAAUUUUUAAAUCUAAAUGCUGUUCCCAGUUAAAAGUGAGCAUAUUGGACAAACUAUCGCAAGCAUGCCCUUUAAUUGAAGAAGUCGACUUGUCUGUGGACAUAAGCCCUGUAGCUGCCUGUAAAGUCUCUGUUUUGCAUGUCAGCUGUGAAGCAUAUCCAAGCCAUCGGUCUUCUGCAAACUGGGUUUUAUUACACAAACCGAUAUCAUGUAACUUGACCAGACUCUCACUGAAAGGUCGUACAGAUAUAAGAGAUAAUGAUUUGAUGACGAUUGCAGCACUAUCUCAUUUGAUCUCUGUAUUGAAUAUUGAUGGAUGCACUUCCUUGACAGACCGCGGUAUUAGUUGUUUUCUUAGUUCAUGCACACAGCUACAUUCAUUACAUGCAGCAUUGACUUCCUUUGGGCAACAUUCAAUCACAGCACUUUUAUCAAUUUCUAGUAAUAACGACAACCCUAUUAUGCUGGAGCAUGACUUUAGCUUGAGCUUGCAUUCAUCUUCUUCUCUUGUAGAGCUGGAUCUAGGGGGUUGUAAUGAUAUAGAUCAAGCCUUUCUAAUCAAUUACAUGGCAUGCGCAAGCUCACUUUCUUGUUUGUCUUUGCGGCACACAAACCUUGGUGAUGAACCUCUUUAUGCUUUCAAGGGAAAUUCAUUGAAGGAGCUUGAUAUCUGCGAGACAUCGGCAAGUAUCCAAAGACACAAAUCAUUCAUAUGA